Molecule: messenger RNA, 5748 nt
Organism: Mesocricetus auratus (golden hamster)
Lineage: Eukaryota; Metazoa; Chordata; Mammalia; Rodentia; Cricetidae
Gene: Ift140
Product: intraflagellar transport 140
Exons: 30
Coding region: 791-5167 (1458 amino acids)
Biological process (GO): intraciliary retrograde transport
Cellular component (GO): intraciliary transport particle A; ciliary basal body; axoneme
Molecular function (GO): protein binding
Source: RefSeq, a predicted model, not a curated record
CGGGUGGAGACAAGGCACUCAGAAGACAGGUGUAGCAUAUAAUAGCAUAGCCCACUGACACUUUUCCUUUUCGAAGCGCUAAAGAAAUGUUUUUUAAAAAUUCUAUUGCUUACGCAAGUGGCGUUUGAAAAUGAAUACCCCAGUCCACGGGAGGUCCCCGCCUCUGGUUAUCCCCUUCGCUCAUUGACGUGGACCGUGCGACUGCGCCUGCUCUCCGGCGACACCCGCCGUUGGCUAACACUGGCUCAAGUGCGCACGGUCGCCCAGGGAACUCCGUAACUAGUCGCGAGGUUCUGCGGAGCACUGGCUUGCAGCUGUCUCCCGAAACGUCAACGCGCCACACUCGGGCGCGGCGUCCGGUACUCAGAACGUCCCAGAGAAGUUCUCGAGCCGCGUCCUCCCAUCAGAGGAAAUGCAGCUAAACUCCUCGAAGCGCCGACUGAUGACCUCCGCAGUGGAGUGGGCAGGAUGAACCCAAGGAGAAAAUACCAGGAAGCUCGGCACAGCUUGCCCUGAGUAGCAAAUAGUUCUGGUCCAUCUAUCAGCAGGCAUCCCAAACUGUGGCCCUGGGGCGGGCCUAAGAUUCGGAGUUGCGCCGAGUGGUACCGACUGUCUUCGGCUUUUUCCGCCGCCAGCCGCCAGUCGUUUCGGGAAGCAUCGGAGGCGCAUCGCUCUCCCCUCGACUGCUUCUCAUUUCCUCGAGCGGCGUUGUCCCGGCAACACAGAGGUACAGGAAAUCUGGCGAAGUUAGAUUCCUAUAGGUUUCAUCCCUGACCAGAUCUGCAUCAUCAUGGCACUGUAUUUUGACCACCGAAUCAAAGCCCCAGAUGCAUCCAGAUCUCCCUCACAUAUCACCUGGCACCCCACCCACCCAUUCCUGGCAGUAGCAUCCAUAAGCCCAUCUUGUGGAAGCAGUGUAGACAUCUACCUUGAACAAGGUGAGCCUGUGCCUGACACCCACAUUGAGAGGUCCUUCCGGGUCACUUCACUGUGCUGGCACCCAACAAGACUUAUCUUGGCUAUUGGCUGGGAGACCGGAGAAGUGAUAAUGUUUAAUAAGCAGGACAAGGAGCAGCACACAGUGCCCCUGCCACAUACCACUGACAUUGCCAUCCUCAGUUGGAGUACCAGUGGGAGCUGCCUGGUAUCUGGAGAUAAGCUUGGGGUCCUGCUCUUGUGGAGACUGGACCAGCGGGGCCGAGUACAAGGGACACCGCUCCUGAAACACGAAUAUGGGAAACCACUCACCCAUUGCAUCUUCCGCCUCCCUCCUCCUGGAGAGGAUCUAGUUCAAUUGGCAAAGGCAGCUGUAAGUGGUGAUGAAAAAGCCCUGGACAUGUUUAACUGGAGAAAGAGCAGCUUUGGAAGUUUCCUGAAGACGGGGUCUCAAGAGGGGCUGUCUUUCUUUGUCAGUCUGAUGGAUGGGACAGUGCACUAUGUGGAUGAAAAGGGCAAGACUGCCCAGGUGGCAUCCACAGAUAGCUCCAUCCAGAUGCUGUUCUACAUUGAGAAGAGAGAAGCACUGGUUGUGGUUACACAGAACCUCCUCUUGUCUCUCUAUGUGGUGACUCCUGAGGGGGAAGCUGAAGAAGUAAUGAAGGUAAAGUUGAGUGGGAAAACCGGCCGCCGGGCAGAUAUCACUUUGAUAGAGGGCAGCCUUCUUGUCACAGCCGUCGGGGAACCAGUGCUCAGAUUCUGGGACUUAGAACGAGGAGAGAAUUACAUAUUGAGUCCACAAGAGAAGUUUGGCUUUGAAAAGGGAGAGAAUAUAAACUGUGUCUGUUUCUGUAAAACCAAAGGUCUUCUGGCAGCUGGGACCAAUAAAGGGCGAGUAGCCUUAUGGAAAAAAGUGCCAAACUUCCCAAGUGGCAGGGGGGUUGAGGGCAAGGACAUGUGGGCCCUUCAAACACCUACUGAGCUUGAAGGAAACAUCACACAAAUAAAGUGGGGCUCCAGGAAGAACCUUCUGGCAGUGAGCAGUGUCGACUCUGUGUCCAUCCUCAGUGAGCAAGCCAUGUCAUCGCACUUCCACCAGCAAGUAGCUGCUGUGCAAAUCUCCCCAAGCUUAGUCAAUGUGUCUUUCCUGUCCACGGGGAGCACACAUAGCCUGCGUACUGAUAUGCACAUCAGUGGAGUCUUUGCCACCAAGGAUGCUGUGGCUGUCUGGAAUGGAAAACAAGUGGCCGUCUUUGAACCUUCUGGAUCUACCUUAAGGAAUGCAGGGACGUUCCUUUGUGAAACAUCAGUGUUAGCAAUGCAUGAAGAAAGCAUUUAUACAGUGGAGCCAAACCGAAUUCAAGUGCGGACCUGGCAGGGAACUGUCAAACAACUUCUCCUGUUCUCUGAGACUGAGGGGAGCCCCUGCUUCCUAGACGUCUGUGGGACCUUCCUGGUUGCAGGGACAGAUUUAGCUCACUUUAAAAGCUUUGAUCUUUCCAGAAGGGAAGCAAAAGUGCACUGCAGCUCUAAGAACCUGGCCCAACUCAUCCCUGAUGUGGGGAAUAUCACGUCUCUGAGGUGCAAUGCCAAUGGGAACAAGAUCAGCAUCCUCCUUAGCAAGGUUGACAAUAGCCCUGAUUCCAAAAUCUACAUCUAUGAUGUUGAAAUGGACACAGUGAAUGUCUUCAACUUCAAGACUGGACAGAUUGGACAGAUUCAGACACUGCCCUUUAAUGAGCCAGAGAUGAAUGAGACCCGCAUCUUUAUGCAUGAGAGACUAGCCAGUUACGUUCCUGUGAACCAUUUCUGGGAUCAGAGUGAGCCAAGGCUCUUCGUGUGUGAGGCCUUGCAGGAGGCAUCUGGAGCCCAGCCACAGGCUGUAGACAAGCAGCCCCAUGUGGAGGACACAUGCCACAAGGAGGAUGUUUUGAUUCUCUCAUUCUUUGCUUCUGAAGAGCACGGCUUCUUGCUCCACGACUGCUUCCCCCGGCCUCCUAUCUACCAGAACCUUCUGGGAAUGGAAGUGCCUCAUUAUUACUUCACAAAAAAGCCUGGAGAAGCAGAGAAAGAAGACAGGGUGGAUUCUGGACACUACCACAUCCCUCAGAUGGUAGCCAAGAGACCCCUGCGAGACUUUGUGGGGCUGGAGGACUGUGACAAGCCUACUCGGGAUGCUAUGCUCAACUUCAGCUUCUUUGUCACCAUUGGGGACAUGGAUGAAGCUUUCAAAUCUAUCAAACUCAUCAAAAGUGAGACUGUCUGGGAGAACAUGGCACGCAUGUGUGUGAAGACUCAGAGGCUGGAUGUUGCCAAGGUGUGCCUAGGGAACAUGGGCCAUGCCCGUGGAGCCCGAGCACUGCGGGAAGCUGAGCGGGAGCCAGAACUGGAAGCCAGAGUGGCCAUGCUGGCCAUACAGCUGGGCAUGCUGGAGGAGGCUGAAGAACUAUACAAGAAAUGCAAGCGCUACGACCUCCUGAACAAGCUCUACCAGGCCUCGGAUCAGUGGCAGAAAGCUGUGGAGGUGGCUGAGGCCCAUGACCGUGUCCACCUGCGCACCACCUACUACAACUAUGCCAAGCACCUGGAGGCCAGUGCUGACUGUGGCCUGGCCCUCAGUUACUACGAGAAGUCAGACACCCACCGUUUUGAGGUACCUAGGAUGCUGUCAGAAGACCUGCAAUCGCUGGAGCUCUAUAUCAACAGGAUGAAGGACAAGACCCUGUGGAGGUGGUGGGCCCAGUACCUUGAGAGCCAGGCUGAGAUGGACACUGCGUUACGUUACUACGAGCUGGCACAGGACUACUUCUCCCUAGUCCGGAUUCAUUGCUUUCAGGGCAACAUUCAGAAGGCUGCUGAAAUAGCCAACGAGACUGGAGACUGGGCUGCAUCCUACCACCUUGCCCGGCAGUAUGAGAGCCAGGAUGAGGUAAAGCAGGCAGUGCACUUCUACACAAGGGCACAGGCUUUCAACAAUGCCAUCCGCCUUUGCAAGGAGAAUGGCUUAGAUGACCAGCUCAUGAACUUGGCCCUGUUGAGCUCCCCAGAGGACAUGAUCGAGGCAGCCCGGUAUUAUGAGGAGAAGGGCGAGCAAAUGGACAGGGCUGUCAUGCUGUAUCAUAAGGCUGGACACUUUUCCAAGGCUCUGGAGUUGGCCUUCACCACCCAGCAGUUUGCAGCCCUACAGCUCAUAGCAGAGGACCUGGAUGAGAAGUCAGAUCCUGCUCUCCUAGCCCGCUGCUCAGACUUCUGCAUUGAGCACAGGCAGUUUGAAAAGGCUGUGGAACUUCUGCUGGCUGCCAAGAAGUACCAUGAGGCUCUGCAGCUGUGCCUAGAACAGAAUAUGACCAUCACCGAGGAGAUGGCAGAGAAGAUGACCGUGUCCAAGGACUCAAAGGACCUGUCUGAGGAGUCACGGCGUGAGCUGCUGGAACAGAUUGCCAACUGCUGUAUGCGCCAGGGCAAUUAUCACCUGGCCACCAAGAAGUACACACAGGCUGGGAACAAGCUGAAAGCCAUGAGAGCACUGCUAAAAUCUGGAGACACAGAGAAAAUUGUGUUCUUUGCGGGAGUUUCAAGACAGAAGGAAAUCUAUAUCAUGGCAGCCAAUUACCUACAGUCCUUGGACUGGCGGAAGGAGCCGGAGAUCAUGAAGAAUAUUAUCAGCUUCUACACCAAAGGGCGGGCCCUAGACCUCCUGGCUGGCUUCUAUGAUGCCUGUGCACAGGUAGAGAUCGAUGAGUACCAGAACUAUGACAAGGCUCACGGGGCACUGACUGAGGCCUAUAAGUGCCUGUCCAAAGCCAAGGCCAAGAGUCCCCUGGACCAGGAGACCAAGCUAGCCCAGCUACAAAGCAAGAUGACCCUAGUGAAGAGAUUCAUCCAGGCCCGAAGGACAUACACAGAGGACCCCAAAGAGUCCAUCAGACAGUGUGAGCUGCUCCUAGAAGAGCCAGACCUGGACAGCACCAUCCGUAUUGGGGACGUCUAUGGCUUCCUGGUGGAACACCAUGUACAGAUGGAGGAAUACCAGAUGGCCUAUAAGUAUCUUGAGGAGAUGAGGAAAAGAAUCCCUUCAGCCAACAUAUCAUACUAUGUGGACCAGCACACUGUGGACACUGUGCACCAGGGCCUAGGCCUCCCACUGUCUCGCAUCCUGCCUGAGCGGGUCCGGCACAACAGCAUGGAGGACCACGAAGAGGUGAUGGAAGAGAUGGAAAAUGACCCCUGAUGUCCGGGGUCCCUGCUGCUGGGAUAUCUUCUGGAAUUUUAGGAAAGGCAGCUCCUUUUGUUUUUUGUUUGUUUAUUAUUGUUUUAAAUUCUGCAUUUUCAUAUGUAAGCAGGGUGGUGGGACAUGGAGCCCAGCCUCUGCAGCCCAGGAGGGUGCAGUUCUGGGUUUGCCUAAGUUCUGUACUUAAAAAGAAGAUUGUAUUUGUAUUUUGAAGUCAUUCCUUCAGCAUUCUUGCCUCCAGGUGCUUGGUGGCUCCUGUGGGUUUUUGGUUUACUUCUUUUUAAAGGGAGUUGGUUUCAUCUUUCCCAUGUUCUCCCAACAAGAGACUCUGAAGCUCCUAGAACUUUGUGAACUGCACUGCACUUGGUUCUUGAGGCUACUUCUUACUGUUAACCAUGCCUGUAGUUGGCUAUCUGAUAGACCCAGCAGAGCCAGGUGCUCCUGAGACCACAGCAAGGACCACCGGGGGCAGGCCUGAGCCCCGAGGAUGGUGCCCUUUGCACCAGAGUAGGGACUGGAAUACCAUGCACCAUUCAUGACUGCUCACACUCCUGUGACUCCAAAUAAAGUCCAUUUUCUCA